Sciurus carolinensis (gray squirrel) is the source of this 2213-nucleotide messenger RNA. It is a transcript of the gene Cd200r1, whose product is annotated as CD200 receptor 1. The transcript is spliced from 8 exons. Gene Ontology annotation, molecular function: signaling receptor activity. NCBI's taxonomy places the organism in Eukaryota, Metazoa, Chordata, Mammalia, Rodentia, Sciuridae. Gene Ontology annotation, biological process: regulation of neuroinflammatory response. Gene Ontology annotation, cellular component: external side of plasma membrane. The coding region runs from base 291 to 1217 and encodes 308 amino acids. The record is from RefSeq and is a predicted model, not a curated record.
UUUUAGUCCUGUAAGAUUCAUUUCAACUUCUGAUCUCCUGAAUGCGCCUUGUACAGGAAAUCUAAUGCUGUGUCAAGUUCCAGAGAACAGUUUCUUCUCUUCCAAGUUACUAAUCAGACUAAAACACAUCCAGUAAGAGAGGGCUAGGAGGAAAGAAGUCCCCUGCCACUGCUGGACUAAGAGGAACCAGCACGGAGAAAUUGACAGGAGGGAACCUCGUCAUGCUCACAGCCGCUCCUAUACCUGUCAGGAGGAAAAGUACUGAGUGAAGGGCAGAAAACAAAACAGAAAUGCUCUGCCCUUGCAGAACUCACCACCUACGGCUACUCUUGAUGUUGACCGUCUUCUUCCUGGCGGAUUCAAGUAGUCCAUGCAUGGAUGAAAAGCAGACAACAUUAUCUCCUACAGAAGUUAAUACUUCACAGCCUGUGCAGACAGGUGAAAAGGUUGUGCUCUGUUGUCCUUUUAUUCCACCAUCAAGAGUGUUGGUGAUUGUAACAUGGCAAAUAGUCCUCAGAGACAAGCCUUUGUGCAGCAUUUCCUACAAGAGAGAAACAAAUGAGACUUUGGAGAACAACUGUACUGAUGGGAGAAUCACCUGGGCCUCCAGACCUGACCAGAGUCCUCACCUUCAGAUCCAUCCAGUAGCCGUCUCUCAUGAAGGGAAUUACAGGUGUCAAAUGGCAACAAUUGAUGGGAAUUUCGAACAUAAUUAUCACCUCCAAGUGUUAGUGCCCCCUGAAGUGACUGUGUUUCCAGAGAAGAAUAGAACCGUGGUGUGCCAGGCAGUUGCAGGCAGGCCAGCUGCACAGAUAUUUUGGACCCCAGAGGGGGAUUGUGCCCCUGAGAAACAGGACUGGGUCAAUGGCACAGUGACCACCAGGAGUACGUGCCAUUAUCCAGAUGGCAACGUGUCCACCGUGACCUGCUUUGUCUCCCACCCAACUGGCAACAGGAGCCUAUCCACAGAUCUGCUUCCUGGUGCCAAAGGAUCAGAAAAACUCUAUUAUCUAUUCAUCAUCAUCCCUGUUAUUUUGAUCAUCGGUUUCAUUUGGUUUUUGAAAAUCAGUGGUUACAGCUUAUUUCAUCUUUACAGAAAAUGUAAAUUGAAAAAAACAGAAGCUACUACAGUUGUUGAGGAGGAUGAAAUGCAGCCCUAUGCCAGCUAUGCAGAGAAGAACAAUCCACUUUAUGAUACUGUAAACAAUCUCAGGUGAGAUGAAGUGAAGUCGAUGGCACCAGUCUCCAUACUUUAUAAAUGAUUGGACUGUAGCACCAAGAAAAACAGAUCAAGAUACAGUUCAACUACUGUUUUGAUUUUCUUACAGUUCUUGAACAGAAGACCUAUUCUGAAAUUAGUUUUUCAAAGGGUCUUAGAGGACAGAGUUUUUCUAAUGGAUUUGCAUUUCUAUCUUUCUGCAAUUGGAAUUUUAGACUCUUAGCUGCUAUUAGUUUUUUGAAGAACUGAUGUUAUUAUCACAAAGAAAGUGCAUGCUCAUGAUAACAUUUGAAUGGUGCAACACAAUGAAUAGUGAAAAUUUUCCUCAAGAAAGAACUUUAAAGAAGGAAGAAUCAUCAAUAGUUUAUUAUAUAUUCUUCUAGAAAUUUCUGUGUACAUAUGACAUGUGUAUAUGACUAUAGUGUAUGUAUCCAUUUAUAUAUCAUUUUACAUAUGUUUAUGUACUACAUAAGUACAUAGUAUAUAUAUACACACAUGCACACACACUUCUUGUCAAGAUACAAAUGGGAACAUGCCGUAAUGCUGUUAUGUACUUAUAAAAAGCUAAUAAUGCAAAUCUUAGAGAUCUUUUCAUAUCAGCAGAAGCAAAGCUACCUCAUUCUUUUAUGGUUACAUAAAAUUCCACUAUAUGAUGGUUUCAUUAGCCACUUCCCUAGUGGUGGACUUUCAGGUUGUUUUAAGUUUUGUUUGUAGUAUAAACUAUACAAUGUCAAAUGUUUUCUGGAUAUAUCUCUUUGCAUUUAUUUAAGCGUGUCUGUGAGAUAAUUUUCUUCAGUGGAAUUGGUGGAUCAAUUGGUGUUUAUUUUUAUGCCAAAUUGUAUGACCUUACCUUCCUUUCAACAGUGUUUGUGCCUUUCCCAAUACUCUCAUUGUGAUAACUGAGAAAUUCUCAUUUCUGCCUUUCCCAUUUUUCCUUUCCAUUAACCAGUGGUCUAAUAUGAUAUAAAAUUAUAAUAAGAAUUAUACUAUUUAA